Dermacentor silvarum is the source of this 5692-nucleotide messenger RNA. RefSeq names its product microtubule-associated protein futsch. Bases 571 to 3105 code for a protein of 844 amino acids. The record is from RefSeq and is a predicted model, not a curated record. The transcript has 3 exons. NCBI's taxonomy places the organism in Eukaryota, Metazoa, Arthropoda, Arachnida, Ixodida, Ixodidae.
CGGCCCGACAGCUGCGCUUGCGAAGACGAGCGUCACGGUUUGUCGAGCAUACUACGGGGAGGACCGGUGGUGUGGUGCGCGUGUUUGUGUCCACGAGUGGCGGACGUCGCCGAGCGCUGCAAGCCGCCGGGAUUUUAUUUUUGUUUCGGCCCCCCUCCAUCAUACACCGACGUUGUCAAAAGCCUCUGGAGCAGCCGCAUACCCGGCGGACGACGGUGGGACCGUGAGAGAAGAUGGCUCGCAGCCGCCACCGCCGCCACCAGUGCCGAUAAGGAAUCUGGAGCACACACACGCCGCCGCUGGAGGCCCUGGGGGAACGCUCCGCGCACUGCCAGCGAGCGGCUGUCCACCGCCAGGCAACGCCGCGGCGGGAAAUCUAAGCCGCGGCGGUGGUGUUAACCCGGCCACGGUUGUUGACAGUGCGGCCGCGCCAGUGACCAGCGCGUCCGGCUUCUGUUCGACAAACCAGGUAUCGACUUGCUGUGUCCGCGAUAUAGUGCAGUAUUCUCCGCUUGGGAAGCGGGACGUGUUUUGUGCCUGGUGUGCGGUGUGAUUGCGCGAGUGUGUACGAUGUCGGCGGUGCCCCAGCAGCGUGACGUCGCCAUGUUCGGACUGGGUCUCAGGGACUACGGCUCCAGCUGGACGCGGCUCCAGGAAGCUCUGCGGGUGCAGCAGCAGAUGUACGGACCCGUGAGGCAGGAGGAGCUGCCGCAGCCGAGUCCACCUGCACGAUCGGAUGACGGCAGUGAAGAGAAGACUUCGUCCAAGGGCAAGUCCAGGGCCGGACUGAUCGGGCUCAUCACCAGGAAGAAAGAUGGCAAGAAAAAAGACAAGAGAUCGUCCAAGUCCCCGGAAAGGAAAGCUAAGGAACAUUUGUCCGAAGACGACGCUUCGACAAAGCCUGAAUCUCUGAUGGAAGCCUCGUCUCUUAAGAGGCCCGCGCGUAAGGAAACGCCUAACUUGUUUGUUCGGACACAGUCAUCUGAGAAAGAAGCGGAUGUUCCUGACGCGCCUAGGGAGAAGUCCCAAAGCCCGAAGUCCUUCUCGCGCAUGUCCGAAAACUUUGACUCCGACGAGAGGCUGUCGACGGAGGACUUUCGUAACAAUGGUGACGCGGGUAGUCCCGGCGAUGAGUUUCUGGUCAACGGCAAAAGACGACAGGACUCACCGUCCGAAAGAGAGUCCUGGGAACCCAAGAUCGCUGCCGACGAUGACCCCAGCCUGCGAAAGAGCGCACGAGCGCCUGCAAAAAUUCCCAGGGGACAUAGGCGGAACAGUCCCGAUCGCGAGAGAGACGAGGUCGUCUACAGAAGGCCCCGUCAGCAGUCCUUCAGAGAAGAUUUUUACGGCGAGGAUGGGCACGACGAAAAUUUUAACCACCGAGAGCCCCAGCGUCGCCCGAAUGAUCCCGUACACAGACAGCGAUCAUCGAGGCAACAAUACACCUUGAGUGACCCUCCUUACCAAAUCGACAACGGUGAGCCUCUCGCGGAGCAGUCAUUGAACAGGUCUGCCGACGAACCGGAGCCUAUUCGCCCGUCGAGAGAAGCUGACCGUGUGAUCUAUAGACGCGAAGUGGUUGAGCAGUCCAGAGGACAGUCUCAUACAAAACCUGCUGUCGAUAUGGAGCCACAUCGUUCGUCUAGAGAGGCCGAUAGACCCAGCUACCGACGGGAAGAAGGCGAACCUCGGAGAGGCCACUCCUUGACGAGGCCAACGUCCGACGUCGAACCCCGUCGUCCGUCUAGAGAGGCUGAACGGACGAGACACUCCAUGACGAGGCCCAAUUCGGACGUUGAGCCGCAUCUUCCGUCUAGAGAGGCCGAACGGGCGAGACACUCCAUGACGAGGCCCAAUUCGGACGUUGAGCCGCAUCUUCCGUCUAGAGAGGCCGAACGGGUGAGACACUCGAUGACGAGACCCAAUUCGGACGUUGAGCCGCAUCUUCCGUCUAGAGAGGCCGAACGAGCGAGACACUCCAUGACGAGGCCCAAUUCGGACGUUGAGCCGCAUCUUCCGUCUAGAGAGGCCGAACGGACCAGUUACCGUCGCGAUGACAGAGACGUUGCGAGAGGACAUUCGUUAACGCGGAACGAAACCGAGCCUCAAAGACCAUCUAGGGAGGCCGAUAAAGCUGGCUACCACCGUGAGGACACAGAAACGCGCUUGGGUCGCUCGGUCACGAGGCAGGGCGGGGUCGGCGACUCCGAACCACAUCGUCCGUCGAGGGAAGCCGACCGCACUAGUCACCGCCGAGAACAGCACGGGCCACCUCCGAGGGGUCCUUCGCUAACGAGGCCCACUUUCGAGACCGAGCCACACCGCCCGCCGCGAGAGGUCGACCGCGUCGAUCCCACGCACCGUAGGGAGCUGUCGCCGUACAGGCAGGAGGCGGACGACUUCAACGACCGCCGGUCGAGGCUGCAAGAGUACGCGGAAGCGCGCACCAGGCGAGACGAAUCGCAGGCUCGACUUCGCGAUUACAGUCCGAUGGAGAGGCGCCCCAACGGCCGCCUCGACUCGACGGCUUACAAAAACCGGCAGCAGACCGACAGGGAGCAGCGCGUGUCAAACAGGGCUGACAGGCAGUCGCACAUGUUCAAAGAGGACGCCCUCGAAAGGAACAAGGACCACGACGAGUGGAGCGACAGGGACGGCCGCCAACAGCAGCAGUCGCUGCAGCAGCUUCAACGCAGGGACGGCCGCGCUGACCCGGAGCCCAGAAGCCCUCUUCAUCACCAGCAGCAGCAACAGCAACAGGUGCAGGCCACCGACAACGGCGUGCGGCCGCUGGGCUGCACCCGUUGUGGCGACCGCGUCUAUCCCAAGGAGAUGGUGACGCCCAAGCCGGGCGUGCUCCUGCACAGCGGCUGCUUCAAGUGCCGCGAGUGCAACGUCAAGCUGACGCUGCAGACCUUCUUCACAAACCAGCGGGACACACGCGACGCCGACGUCUACUGUCGUACCCACGUACCGCGCCUCGGCCCCGGAACCGUGGACGGCAACGCUCUCAAUAUCCUCACCAGCAAGAACAGCCGGGAGAUCAAGUUCAGCCGGUACCCGAAGGCGAGCGACACGGAGCUGUCUUCGCAAGAUGACGGCUGACGCAGCAAGUGGCUACUCUCCUAGCGGUGGCCAAUACGCUUGCAGAGCUCACCUCGAUGAAGGCUUCCAGCACCUCAUCGUAUCCGGAAGAAGAAAAAAAAGAAACUCGUGCUCAUCCCUCGCCUCACGCGAUACGGAACGCUCCGCUGUGUUGCCCAUGCUGAAACUUGUGUACAUAUUCGCGAGAAUCGUGCAUUGCGCGCAGCCGCACACGGCCGGGAAUAAGUGUCGUCCGCAAGCUCCAGGAGCCUCGGUCACGUGAUGCAGUGGACUACGUUUUGCAGGCGAGGAACUGCCGACGACAGAUACUGUUGACAGUGCUACACUAUACCGGUUUGGGUCAUGGCUCAUCCUUGCGCUGAGCUACUCAAAUACUGGCAACCCCUGUUGCUAAUGCAUUAUAUCUGCUCCGGACAGAAUGCGGGGCGAGUAUAUGGGAAAGAAGUGCGUCCUUUUCUACGUGGUACAAUUGUUGUGUAGGCAAAGUCAAGCGAGACCGCAGCUCCGGAAGGAGCCUGUGGUCCUAUUCUGGACACUGUCAGGUUCCGCCACGUUGUUUUCAGCCCAUCAAAGACGGCGUAGCUCCCCUGUUAACCAAUCAGAGUGGACAAGAUGACAGUCUGGUAGAAUUUGGCAGGGUCGAGGGGCGACUGCUGGCGAGAGCGUGACUCUGACCAAUCACUCGUGGACAAACCAACGGUUCGCUUUCCGAACCGUUGCAAGAUCGAGCCCAGGUUAGCACCCAUUUUUUUACGUAGAAAGCGCGUUUGAUAUGGGCCAAGUUUGCGCUAAGACGCGAUGUCGAUGCGCUUGUUGCGCUUGUUCAGAUACCAGUGUUGCCUCCAGUUUAAGCCUGACGUCCGUCCGCCUAACACUUUUCUUUUAUUGCGUUAGCAUUACGGGUGUCAAAGUGGGGACAAAUGUAUGUGGUUGAAGUGUGGGAAGCCCGUCAUGUGGUAGAGGUUUAUAUAUAUACUGCAACUGAUGUUAGUCUGCUCCGGACCACUGUCAGUUGCAUUUCGCGCCUCCAAGAGGUAGGACGUGUGUCGAGUAAGCUCCUGAACAACACUUUGUAAUGUGGUGAACGCGGUUUCAUUCAUGGAUCCGGGACCUCAAAAAGGUGCGACGCAAUGCUAACGCAUUUCUCUCGCAUUUACCGCUAAAUGACCACUGAAUUAUUUUUUUUUUGCGACUUACGACGGUAGGUACACAAUCUCACGCUGGGACUAACUUGCGUAUUCGGUGAAUUGGUUACUCGGUGUGAACCGAAUGAGCCGUCGUGUUAUUCACGAAGUGGCCCUGACUAACAAACCAUGGCUGCCGAACUUAUUGAGGUUGGCGAAGUGGCGUAUUUUCUAUAAAAAAGGGUCAUAUUUACAGGUCUCUACGGCUAUUUACCUGAAUGGCAGCAGUGCGAGGGCAAGACCAACGUUGCUGAAGGCCAUGAUGCAGAUAUGUGACCCCAUUUAUUGUAGCGUAAACGACGCCUUAUUCUCUUGGGUGCGCCGUUUUCAAGCGCUCACUGGUUGUACGUGAGCGAUAGGGUUAGUACUUGUAUAUUACAUACGACAGAUCAAGGCGAUCAUUAAAUGUGAUUGGUGGAAAACUACACUGUCAAUACACCAGUAUUUACGCGGCGUAUCAUGUUUUGGAGGGAAUUCGCGCAGCGACGCAGGAACGUCGCCUGUAUAGGAAACAAUAAAUAAAAAUAAAGCUAGAAUAACGUGUAGCACAUGGCUUAUAUAUUCAAGAACGCCUUGUAUUUGUACGAUACUUAAAAUUGAACCAACAUUUAGAUGUGAUUCCAAUAGAUGUAUGCCUCCAAAUUGUCUGUUUCGAUGGCGACUUGUGGACAGUGCUAUGGAGAUUUGGACUAACUGUCUCAAGCGAUAAUCACUGGCUCAGCUAAUCGUGCAUCAUCCUAUUGGGCCAGAUAAAUGGCGAAGGCUUUAUGCGGUGUCAAAUUUACGUAGAAUGUUCAGCCACAUCAGACAGGUAAUCGUCGUAAGCAGCUCCUGCAUGGGAGAUCCUCUUUCGCUUACAACGUGCAAUUCACAAGGACGCGCCUUGAAGCCAUUAUUUUUCCAAUAGAAUGGUGUAAGAUUUGGCUCUUUGGUGAAACAUUGCUUGUAGUUUUCAUUAACUGUGGAAGAACAGCACAGGGGACAAAUAGAAAAAAGGGCGCUGAACUUCCAACAAUAUUUUUUUUCAAAAAGCAUCGCUAUAUAUAUAGUAUAUAUAGUCACACAGAAGUACACCAGUCAUACGCGGAACACAUUUUUACAAUAGGCUACAUUUUUAAUAGCAGUUCUUUCGCCCGAUCAACGGUAUGACACAUCAAUCUAUAAAGUGACCAGUAUUUUCCUGCGCUCAUAUGCGAAACAUAUCGACAUGCAAGCUUGGAGAAGUAUGCAUAAUUGACCCUUCAAACUUUCGCAGUUCUGAAGUAUCUCAGCAUAGCCGUUCUCUGGUGGGUUGUGCUUGUACUCACGUAAUGAAACAGGGUCAUUUCAGAGCACCUGUGGCAUUGCGACGGAAUCUGCACUUCGUUGCAUUCAACACUAGCAACAUUUUUUUUUUUUUUUUU